Messenger RNA from Mercurialis annua (annual mercury), 1780 nucleotides. Its product is annotated as phospholipase A1-Igamma2, chloroplastic-like. The record is from RefSeq and is a predicted model, not a curated record. Bases 93 to 1598 code for a protein of 501 amino acids. The transcript is spliced from 2 exons. Gene Ontology annotation, biological process: lipid metabolic process. Gene Ontology annotation, molecular function: glycerophospholipase activity. Lineage: Eukaryota; Viridiplantae; Streptophyta; Magnoliopsida; Malpighiales; Euphorbiaceae.
UAUCACAUGUACAUAAAAAUAAUAAUAAUUCACGUAUGUAAAUAACUUUAAAACCAUCCAAUUCUUCUCCAAAUUAUUCACCACCUUUGACCAUGGCCAUCUCUAUGCUCUCACACAAUCCUCUUCUUCUCCGAUCAGAAAAACACUUCCCCACACCAUCUUUAAGCCUAAACCAGUCAAAAAAAUCUUUAACUUUCGCUCCAAAAAUUACACCAGCUCGAGUUUUAUAUAAAGAAUCAUUAUCAUCAACCAUAACAGAGCUAGAGGAAGAAGAAGACGACGACCAAGAACAAGAAUAUCUUAAUUACACUACCAAGAAAGAACCGGAAAGAAAGCUAGCCGAUGUCUGGAGAGAAAUCAACGGUCAAGAUGACUGGGUUGGUUUACUCGAUCCACUUGACCCGAUUCUCCGAUCAGAACUGAUCCGAUACGGUGAGAUGGCGCAAGCUUGUUACGAUGCCUUUGAUUACGACCCGUACUCAAAAUACUGCGGCAGUUGCAGGUUUAACCGGCGACGGUUUAUGGAAUCACUAGCGAUGACUCACCAUGGAUACGACGUCGUUAGGUAUCUCUACGCUACAAACGAUAUCAACCUCCCGAAUUUCUUCAAGCAGUCACGGUGGCCGAAAAUGUGGAGUAACAAAGCAAACUGGAUCGGAUACGUCGCCGUUUCGAACGACGAGACGAGUAAAACAUUAGGCCGCCGUGACAUAACGAUCGCGUGGAGAGGCACCGUUACUCAUCUAGAAUGGAUUGCAGAUUUGAAAGAUUAUCUUAAACCAGUUAGGGCAAACAAAAUUCCAUGUCCAGAUCCGACGGUCAAAGUUGAAUCAGGGUUUCUAGAUCUUUACACCGACAAAGCUGAGCACUGUAGAUUCUGUAAGUACUCAGCUAGAGAACAGAUUUUAACGGUGGUUAAAUCGUUAACGGAAACCUACGCCGGUGAGGAAAUCAGCGUUACGAUCACCGGGCAUAGUUUAGGCAGUGCUUUAGCUAUAUUAAGUGCUUAUGAUAUAGCUGAAACCGGGUUAAAUGUGAUGCAUGACGGUCGGGUUAUGCCCGUGACUGUUUUUUCAUUCUCGGGUCCUCGGGUCGGGAACGUGAGAUUUAAGAACCGGAUAGAAUCGUUGGGUGUGAAGGUGUUGAGGACGGUGAAUGUUCAUGAUGUGGUGCCUAAGACUCCCGGGUUUGUGUUUAAUGAACGGGUGGCGCCCGUUUUAAUGAAGGUGGCUGAAGGUUUGCCAUGGUGUUAUUCUCAUGUCGGAGUUGAGUUGGCUUUGGAUCAUAAAAACUCACCAUUUUUGAAGGAUACGGGUGACCCGGUUUGUGCUCAUAAUUUGGAGGCUCACUUGCAUUUGCUUGAUGGAUACCAUGGGAAAGGGGAAAGAUUUGUGCUAGCAAGUGGAAGGGACCCAGCAUUGGUAAACAAGGCAUCAGAUUUGUUGAAAGAUCAUUAUUUGGUGCCACCAUUCUGGAGACAGGACGAGAACAAAGGCAUGAUCCGAAAUCAUGAUGGCCGCUGGGUUCAACCCGAACGCCCUAAACUUGACGAUCACUGUCCUGAUAUGCAUCUUCAUCUCACCAACUUAGGCCUUUAAAUCCUACAAUAUGUAAUAAUAUUCUUUUACUCAACACUUGUUAAUAAUUUUGUAUACACUAUAUAUAUUAGUAAUACAUAUAUAUAUUAGAAAUAUGCAAAUUUUCUUCAAUGUUCUCCUUUCUAUAUUAGAUAUAAAAUUGGAUAUGAAAUUGGCUAUUUUAGAGAUAUUUUAUUAAUUAA